GGAUCCGACAACACCUCCACUGGCACGGCUUUGGUCCUGUACUUCCUACUGGCAGACCCGCGGUACUAUAAGAUGGCCCAAGCCGAGGUCGACAGGACGUUCCCUGAUCGGAACGGGACGCUGAGCCACACCGUUCUCGCGGAGCUUCCCUUCCUCAACGCGGUCCUGAGCGAAUCACUUCGUCUAGGAACGCCGUUCUUCCUUCCUCGUGUCGUCCCUCCGGAGGGUAGGAUGAUCGACGGACGUUUCGUUCCAGGAGGCACUAUCGUGGCGAUCGCCGCUUAUUCGCAACAAGUUAGCCCGGACAACUUUUAUCCCGACCCGAUGGACUUCCGCCCCGAACGUUGGUUGGACGGUGGCCUUGGGCCCGGCUCCAUCACGAACAAGACGGCGCUACAUUCGUUCUCGACAGGCCCCUACGUGUGCCUCGGCAAACCGCUUGCGUGGAUCGAGUUGCGACAUCUUCUUGCGCGUAUACUCCUCACCUACGACAUGGAACUGCCUGCCGACUUCGAUAUCGCGGGUUACCGGAAUGGGAUAUUGAACAUGCGCACGACGUGCAUGGAGACGCCUCUCACCGUUCACGCGAAGAGACGUCCGGGCGUCGACAUUGACCUACAUUUGUGA
Punctularia strigosozonata HHB-11173 SS5 is the source of this 627-nucleotide messenger RNA. Its product is annotated as cytochrome P450. The annotation marks the transcript as partial. The record is from RefSeq and is a predicted model, not a curated record. Gene Ontology annotation, molecular function: monooxygenase activity; oxidoreductase activity, acting on paired donors, with incorporation or reduction of molecular oxygen; iron ion binding. NCBI's taxonomy places the organism in Eukaryota, Fungi, Basidiomycota, Agaricomycetes, Corticiales, Punctulariaceae. The transcript is spliced from 3 exons.